AUGUUACACAUUACGCGCCUGCGCCAAGCAUUGUUGAGCAGCGCAAAAGAAGUGGGAGAAGUCUUAUCGAAGGCUUUGAGGGCUGAUGAGGCCUCGAGGGUCUCACAGGUUGUUGCCUCUUUCCUAGACGGUCCACAUGCCUCACCUGCAGAAGAGGUACCAUUAACGGCAGCACCAGCAGACCACAGUUCUUCCCGUGUGUCUGUACCCACCGCCCACCCUGCCGCAUCCAGCCAUGUCUCUGAACAAAGAAAGGGGGCGUCUUUCAGCAAUGCUUGUGACGGGCCUUCAUUUGAGCGUGCAGCCUUCCCGAGCAACAGUUUUUCGGAGUUGUGCACUACGAAGACGGCCUCCAGAGAAUUCGACAGUCGCUUGAAUGAGUCGGAAGGCUGGUUCCUAACAGAUAUGAUUUCCGGGUGCGAAGAUGGGAGCCUGCAUGCCCGCAUGCUUCGAAGGGGCACCAACGGCAGUGCUGCCAGCAGCGUGAGCAGUAGAAGCAGCCGCAGUAGAGACCAUGGAAGCAUUGUAAUGGUCUCAUCAGUCGAGUCUCUGCUGUCCGAAGACAAAGAUGAUGAUGUAGACAGCCUGAGUAGCGGUGGUUCGCCCAAGGAUGAGGAGAGCAGUCGGUCACGACAUAAACUCCCCAUUUCGGUCUCUUCCGUGUAUCCGUCAGCGGGUGAAAUUUCAGGAGACGUUGUGGAAACCACUACUGAUUUGGAGCAGCAGGCGGAGCAGGACAAUGUUCCUCUUUUGUCAGAGUUGGAAAAACAGUGUGGCGAUGAGGCGAUAUAUCUCAUCAACCGCAAACGCAUUUGUGGUGGAGAGAAAUUUUACAUGAUCGAGGCAGGGCAUGGCUGGAGCGGCUACCAGUCGCUUGAGGUAAAUACGAGCGAACGAAUUCUGCGGUCGCUAGAGGAGUCAGCACUGACAGUAGUUAGCAGUAAAUACUGCAUGAAUCUGGCUGGUAUUUUCCUCAUAUAUUUGACCGUGUUGGCUUUGUAUUUGGUUCUCCGUAACGGCUGGUUCAGUGCGCACCACAUAUACAUUCUAACUGCCGCUUGA
Eimeria mitis is the source of this 1062-nucleotide messenger RNA. RefSeq lists its product as uncharacterized. Lineage: Eukaryota; Apicomplexa; Conoidasida; Eucoccidiorida; Eimeriidae. The coding region runs from base 1 to 1062 and encodes 353 amino acids. The record is from RefSeq and is a predicted model, not a curated record. The transcript has a single exon.